UGUAGAUGAAAGGAUUUACACUCCGGAGGUUGAAGCAUCAGCUACACCAGUGGUUGGAAUGCAAUUUACCUCUAUUGAACAAGCAUAUGCGUUUUACAAAUCAUAUGCUAAGUUAGGUGGUUUUUCUACUCGGAAGGGUGGUGAAGUACACAGUGGUGGUAUAACCAAAACUAAGUAUUUUGUUUGUUCUAAAGAGGGUCAUAAGGCAGUGUGUAUUGAAGAUCGUUCUUCGAAGUCCAAAAAGCCAUACAAAUCAAGGAACAGGGGGACCAUUAGAACUGGAUGCAAAGCUCAUCUUAUGAUUUGCACAGUGGAUGGUAGAUUAUAUACAGUAAAGAGAUUUGUUGAUGGCCAUAAUCAUAAGUUUGUAUGUCCAGAUGAUAUUCAUAUGCUGCCAGCUUACAGACAAUUGUCAGAUGUCCAGGAGGAGGAGAUGGUAUGGGAACUAGGCACUUUAAACCUUGGUCCUGUCAAAGCUUUCCAUAUAAUGAGGAAACGUUAUGGUGGUUUCGAGAACGUUGGUGCCACGGUUGAUGAUUGCAAAAAUUUUAGGAAUCGAAUUAACAGCUAUAUAGAAGAAUGUGACGCUGACAUGGUGAUUAAUAGGAUGGCCGAUAAAAAACAGUAUUUAGCUGAUUAUUCGUUUAAAUAUUCUGUUGAUGAUGAAAAACGGUUAACUGGUUUGUUUUGGGCUAAUGGGUUAUGCAAGCCUAACUAUAUAGAGUUUGGGGAUGUGAUAUCGUUCGAUGCAACUUUCAAGAUAAACAGGUACAAGAUGGUGUUUGUUCCGUUCACUGGCAUUGACAACCACUGUUGAAAUGUAACCCUUGGAGCUGGGUUGUUGUCAUCGGAGAGCAUUGAAUCCUAUAAAUGGAUUCUGAAUUCAUUCUUAAAGUCAUUUGGUCGGCAGCCAAAGGUUGUAGUGACGGACCAAGACCCUGCUAUGAAACAUGCUAUUGAGGAGGUUUUUCCUACCAGCAGACACCGAUUGUGCAUGUGGCACAUAAUGAAAAAAGUGGCAGAUAAGGUUGGACACGAGUUGUGCAAUAAUGAUGAGUUUAAAAGGAGGAUGUGCGACAUUGUAUGGACUGAUUCCAUUGAGCCUGAAGAAUUCGAGAGGCAGUGGAAGUUGGUGAUGAUUGAGUUCGGUCUCACUGAAAACAAAUGGAUUGAUGAUAUGUUUUCGAUGAGAAACAUGUGGAUUCCGGCUUUUUACCGGCAUGAGCCCAUGUCUGGUCUCAUGCGAACAACUUCGAGAUCAGAGAGCGAGAAUCAUUUUUUUGCCAGGUGUCAAAUUCACAACUCACUCUUGUAGAGUUUAUGAAUCAUUUUGACGGUGCAAUGGAUGUCCAAAGGUUCAAUCAUAGAAAGAAUGAUCAUAUUUCAAGAUAUACUGAGCCUGCUAAUUGGAGCGAAACUACAUUGGAAAAAAAUGCUGCUAAGAUAUACUCAGCAAAUAGAGAUUCAUGGAACAAUUUCCGAAUGUCUGCCGAUGGACAGAUCAGGAUAUUGAUGAAAGACUUUAAAGCCCAUGGUGAUGGUUUAUUAGAGGUGUGGUUCAAGAAUCUUGAAAAUGAUGUAACUGCACAGUGUAGCUGUUUGCGUUUUGAGUAGUAUGGGCUGCUAUGUAAACACAACUAUUUUCUUUUCAAGAUGUUUGGUGUUAAAAAAAUACCAAACAAAUAUGUUAUGAAGAGAUGGACAAAGGAUGUGGUGCCGAAUGAAUUAAAUGUGAAGUACAAUUUAAGGGUGGGUGACAAGGAUGUGCAACACAAGGCUAAACGGAUUGCUCGUGAAAUUAUCCACACAGGGGAGUAUUUGGUUAGCAAUUUGAUUUCCGACCUUGAUCAACUUGUUUUAGUGAGGGAUCAAAUGAUGCAGCUUAAAGAGAGAGCUUAUCAGAGUCGUAUAACCAAGCAACUUGAUCCAAAAUUUGACCGAUUUUCCAAGUUGAUUGGUUAUCAACAACCAGUAACUAAUGCUCCUCCUACUGUUCGUGUGCCGGCUGGUAUAAGAAACAAAGGUCGUGGCUCGCAUAAAAGGAUUAAAUCCAAGAAAGAACAAAGGAUCAGCCGCAAAGGAAAAAGGUCUAGGACAUGUUGUGUAUGCAAUGUAAGAGGUCAUGAUAUUCGGACUUGCGAGAUACUGAAAGGCAAACAACAAGGCAAACAGCAAAAGAAGAAGAUGAAGGGCGUCCAGAUUGAAAAAGAUCCCAGAGACAAAGACAACGAGGUCGAAGACGAUGAAGAGGAAGAUGAGUUUGAAGAUUACAGUAGUGAUGAUGGAUCUGAAGAAGAAGAAGAAGAAGAUCAGUGGGAGGAGGUUUUAGAAGAUGAUGAGGAAGAUUAGUUUUUUUAAAUGUAAAUGCGAUUUUAUACGAAACACAUGCGAUUUUAUACGAAACACAUGCGGUUUUAUAUU
This is a messenger RNA of Helianthus annuus (common sunflower), 2421 nucleotides long. Its product is annotated as protein FAR1-RELATED SEQUENCE 5-like. The transcript has 4 exons. The coding region runs from base 59 to 817 and encodes 252 amino acids. The record is from RefSeq and is a predicted model, not a curated record. NCBI's taxonomy places the organism in Eukaryota, Viridiplantae, Streptophyta, Magnoliopsida, Asterales, Asteraceae.